Molecule: messenger RNA, 1616 nt
Organism: Acanthoscelides obtectus
Lineage: Eukaryota; Metazoa; Arthropoda; Insecta; Coleoptera; Chrysomelidae
Source: the annotation of a GenBank genome assembly
AAAUCUACUGUUGGGAUAGACACAUCCAUGGCCGACUCUACUAGAGUAGAGUCCGCCAUGGUACAUCUGUUUUUUAUGGUCCCGUCCUACUGUUGAAGGAAAUAUCCAUCUGGCAACACUGUCUGGUCUACGGUUGGUAUCGUGCAUUGUAUUAUGGUUGGUAUUCCUGCCCCCUCCCCCCUGCCUGCAUGAAAGAAACUUUCUGGAAAAGUCGACAUCUUGUUUCUUUUGUAUAAUCAAUACAAAAGUUAAUUUGUUGCAAAAAUUGUUCCAUUUUCUUCUGUUUUGCGCUAGAAGCAAAAUGGCUGAAGAUUUGGACGUCGAAGCAAUGCUGGAAGCUCCCUUCAAAAAGGAUGAUGAGCUGAACAGCAGGCAUCGAGAGAAUGGAGAUGUUAGCAGGCAUCGUUCUUCUGACGGAAGUAAGAAACGUAGCCGCAGUCGUAGCGGCAGCCGAUCGAGGACAUCCCGCCGCGGCAGCCCCAAGAAUGGCGGUCGCAGGAGCGGCAGCAGAAGCAAACGGAGCCUGAGCAGAGGAAAACGGAGCGUUAGCAAAGGAAGAAGAAGCACCAGCAGAAGGAGGAGCACCAGCAGAAGAAGGAGUACGAGCAGAUCGAGAAGAAGCAGAUCAAGGGAGAGGAAGCGCGACAAAGACAAGAAACGCGCAAGCAGCCGGUCGCCUGACAGAAAACGCAGGCCGAGCAGCAGAUCGCCGCCCCCGCGUGUACGAGGCAGAAGCCGAGAGAGGGGGCGUGGAGGCAGGAGCAGUCGAAGCAGAGAUAGAGAUAGAGGAAGUAGCAUCAAACGGAGGAGUAGCAAGAGCAGGGAACCGAGGAGAGCUAGUCCUCCACUGCCCAUACCGAGAAGGAGAUCACCGACGCCGCCCCCAGUCUCUAAGCCGCCAUUUGGGAAAAGAGGUCGAUCUCCGCCGCCGGGAAUUCGCAGCGGAUCUCCUUUAGAGGAACUGAGUCCUGAAGAACGAGAUGCCAGGACCGUGUUUGUGAUGCAACUCUCUCAAAGGAUACGAGCUCGUGACCUAGAAGAGUUUUUCAGUUCAGUGGGUAAAGUCAGAGAUGUCAGAAUGAUCGUUUGCAACAAGACCAGGCGAUUUAAAGGCAUUGCCUACAUAGAGUUUAAGGAUCCGGAAAGCGUCGCUUUGGCGCUAGGUCUAUCUGGCCAAAAAUUGCUGGGCAUUCCCAUCAUAGUGCAGCACACUCAAGCUGAGAAGAAUCGAAUGGGAAAUUCGAUGCCCAUGAUGAUGCCCAAAGGCAUGACUGGACCAAUGCGAUUGUACGUUGGAUCGCUGCAUUUCAACAUCACUGAAGAUAUGCUCAGGGGUAUUUUUGAGCCAUUUGGUAAGAUUGAGAACAUCCAGUUGAUUAUGGAUCCGGAAACAGGGAGGUCUAAAGGAUAUGGCUUCAUUACAGUGAGUAUACUUUAAUUACGUUUAUAAUUAUUAUAGUCCAAGACCAAUCAUUUUAUACUCAGUUUAUAUCGGAAUGUUUAGAACGCGAUUAUGUGGUAGACUCAAUUUAUACAGAUUUUUCAAAAGCUUUUGAUGAGCUCAAUCACAGCAUUAUUUUCAGUAAACUCUCAAAACUUGGCAUGCAGGGGUCCCU